Eremomyces bilateralis CBS 781.70 is the source of this 4051-nucleotide messenger RNA. RefSeq lists its product as uncharacterized. Gene Ontology annotation, molecular function: histone acetyltransferase activity; TBP-class protein binding; RNA polymerase II general transcription initiation factor binding. Gene Ontology annotation, biological process: transcription by RNA polymerase II; RNA polymerase II preinitiation complex assembly. Lineage: Eukaryota; Fungi; Ascomycota; Dothideomycetes; Eremomycetales; Eremomycetaceae. The transcript has 4 exons. Bases 356 to 3763 code for a protein of 1135 amino acids. Gene Ontology annotation, cellular component: transcription factor TFIID complex. The record is from RefSeq and is a predicted model, not a curated record.
CUUCGAGGGUCUGUCGCCUGUUGGCUUGUUCAGGUUCACUACCUACCAUCAUCGCAUGGUGUUUCUUCUAAGUACUCUACCUUCCUCCUCCGUCGCAUGAAGAGUGCUCUGUGGAAUCUCCAUAUCUCAUCGGAAUUCUCAACUAUCCCACAUUGAAAUCAACCAGGGAGGAGCCCGAGACACCCUAUCUAUCGAUUAUCGAUUAACCACCUUACCUUUGCUUGCGCUCUAUCUUCCUCUCUAGCAUGGGGGAUACCCAGCAUCAUCGCAUCGUUCCCGGUCUAUUAGGCGGCCGUGUGCCUAGACGAUAAGGCUCCUGGAUACUCUAGAUCAGCUGGAACCCUACAAAUCCACGAUGGAUGCCAACGAACGAGAGCCCGAUCGCGGUGCCGCGGACAACGACCAAGACUUUGAGCGCGUGCUUGCUGACCUGAACAAUCCCGAUGGAGGCGCCUACGAGUUCAUGUCUCGGGAUCUCGAGGCAGGCGAAAAGGCCGACGAUGCGGUCGACUUCGAGGACAUCAGCGACGGCAGUUUAGCUGAUGAGGAGGAGCAACCCCGACAGGCCGAUCUCGACAACGACUUGGAUGACCUAUUCAACGACGCCCCAACCUCUCCUGCGGACGAAAACAUAACAACUGGUGCAACUGGGACCGUCCAGCUUGGGUCCGAUAGCGUCGAGGGUGCCCCCGAUGGCGGUGUUCCGUCGUUCAUCUCCGAUGCUGAUCUCUUCGGCGAGGAGCCGAUCGAACCCGAGGAGCAUGAAACUCCCAUCGUCGAAACCACCGAAUCUACCGAAACCCUCGAUGCACCGCAAUUCCGACCCAUCGACUUUAGCGGGGCCAGGGCCGCCUCGGUGGAUGAUCUGGACGAUGUUGAUGACGCAGUUCGUGAGCAGUAUGAACUGUUCAGAGAUGCACAGGAUCGAAUGAAACGAGCCACGAGCGGUACUCGACUGAUUGACCGAGUUGGCGAGACUUUGACCGACAAUGAAGCCUUAGAGCUUCUUUGGCCAAACUUUGAUCCUGAUGAAGUUCCUCGGUUUGCUACACUCAUCCCGCAAAAGCGCGCUUUCUACCCGCAAAAAGUGCCACCGAAGCCGCCAAAAGCGGUUCAUCCAUCGAAGCUCAGUCUCGAACUGGCUGCGGACUCGGAGCGGCUUUUUAAGCUGCCAGGACCUGCGAAGGAGACCAAUCCGGAGAGACGCCGUGAAUAUGCGGAAAUCAUGGGCCUCCACUUGGUGGAGGACGAGAUCAUAGAAGAAGAAAGCGAGGAUGGCUUGGACUACGAGGACAUUGAUUGGAAUGAGGACGUUGGCGGCGUGAAGAUGCGGGACCUGGCAGUCGUAUGUCAAGAUUGGGACCUGCCCUCACUUGCAGGUUCGGAUCAGGAGACACCCCCAGAGGCGCCAUUUGAGGAGAGCUUCGAGGAUGAGCUGUGGGGUGACGCGACGGAGCAACCGCCUGCCAAGAAACGCCGUCUGGAUGAUAUUGCUAUCGGCGGGUCGAUGGCGGCCUUUGUCGACGAGUACUUGCCCUUCGAUGAUCCCGAGGAGCUUACUGCUCAGCUCGCGCAGAAGGUGUUCCUCGCUGGAGACGACCCGAAUCUGUUACUGGACCAGCGGAAACCCGACGCCGCAAAGAAAGGCACCGCAUCCACGUCAUUCCGGAUGUCGCAACGACCCCCGCACCAGAGUAGGAGAGAAUGGAUCACCAGCCGCUACUUCAUAUCCAACGAUGCUGCCUAUGUGCGGCUGAAAGAAAACCGAUCUCACAAAGUCCGGAGCAACCUGGGAAACUUGUCCGUGGAACACGGUUUGCCAGCCUUGAAGCUUCAAUAUCCGUUCUACAAGGUGAAACUCACCGCGCGAGAGUCUCGGUCUUUUCAUCGCCAUCCCAUGCAUUUUAUUCCGAACUCGAUCAUCCGGUUCAGCAAGCUGGCGUCGGUCAAGCGAAAGAACAUGCGAAACAAACCAGCUUCUACCGUCUUCGAAAAAGCAAAGGAUUUAACGUUUGGCGACAACUCGAACAUGGUUCUCCUGGAGUAUAGCGAAGAGUAUCCGACCAUGCUAUCAAAUCUCGGAAUGGGCAACCGCAUUCUGAACUACUACCGAAAGAAAGAUAACGACGACACCAAUCGGCCGAAGCUGGACAUUGGAGAGACGAUCGUGCUCCUACCCGAGGACAAGUCACCUUUCUCGAUAUUUGGCGGCGUCAACCCAGGCGAGCAGGUGCCCACGAUCCACAAUCAGAUGUUCCGGGCUCCCGUCUUCCGACAUGAAGCCAAAGGAACGGAUUUUCUUGUGGGUGUCUCGAGGACCGGGGUUGGAGGCGAUGAAUGGUUUAUGCGCCCCGUCGAGAACCUCUACGUGGUGGGACAGCAAUUCCCAUCGGUCGAAGUACCUGGCACGCAUUCUCGGAAAGUGACCGAUGCGGCGAAGAGGCGAUUGCGGAUGAUCAGCUACCGUAUUUUCGGGAAGACGGCGAAGGACGAUCUUCGGAAUAACCAGUUGAAUAAUGAGGUCGUUCGACAACAUCUCCCCGGAUCGGAUAUCACGCAAAACAGGGGGAAGAUGCGAGAGUUUAUGCACUACAACAAGGAACUGCAGACAUGGGAGCCGAAAGGCGACACAGCCCUCCCUGACGAGCAAACCAUGCGAGGUUGGAUCAAGCCCGAAGAUGUGUGCUUACUGGAUAGCAUGCAAGUCGGCCAUCGCCAUCUGUUGGAUUCCGGUUAUAACAAGGAGGGUAAUGAUGAGUACGAAGAAGACGAUGAGAAAGAAGGGCAAAGCCUGGAAGAACGACUGGCUCCGUGGAACACGACGAAGAAUUUCCUGAACGCCUGCCAAGGCAAGGCGAUGCUUGCGCUGUAUGGGGAAGGGGAUCCAUCGGGACGUGGCGAAGCAUUCAGCUUUGUCCGCACUAGCAUGAAAGGCGGUUUCAAAGCGAUCGGAGAGAGCGUCGAGGACAAACUGAAUGCGAAACGCAUGAAAGACUUGGGUGGUCAUAGCUACAAUGUGGCGCAGCAGCAAAAGGCGUACGAGGAGGCAAUUCGGGGCAUUUGGGCGAAGCAGAAUUCGAGCCUCUCUUCCACGGUUGAGCAUGACGAGGUGGAAAUGGACAUUGACGAGGAACCCGACACGGCUAUCCCUGGUCGAACCCCACGGUCGGAGGUCGCCACGCCACGGCACAGCAGCUUUUUCCGGCGGGAUGACGACUCCGUGAGUCAGUUCAGCAAGUUCAGUACCGGCAGUCAAAGCGGGAAGGUCCUUCGCAUUGUGAGAGACACGCGUGAUCGCCAUGGGAACAAACAGACGGAAGAAGAAGUGAUCACGGACGAGAAGGUUAUUCGGGAGUAUAUGAAGCGGCGCAAGGCCGAAGAACUGAGUCAGUUGAAACUGGGCGAUCUCCGGCCCACGGGGGAUGCGGACUUCGACGCGAAGCAGAAGAAAAUGCUUCAACUCGAGCUCGAGCGAUUACAAAAGAAUAUCGAGCGGCGUCAUGUGCGGGAGAAGGCCAAAGGGGUGCGGGUUACGGAUGGAUCAACACCAGGAACGCCGGGGUCUCCCCUCGCGGCGCCAGCGAAGAACGUUGGCACCCAGCGGAAAUGCGCGAACUGCGGGCAAAUUGGCCACAUCAAGACCAACAAAAAACUCUGCCCGCUCCUGAACGGCAAGCAGAAGCAGGAGGAUGGAUUUGACAACGCGGCGUUCGCACAGGCGCAGUCCGGAUUUGGGAUGGGGAUGUCAGGGAGUCCGAGUUAAGGGAGAGGAAUCAAUGUUGUCUGGGUGACAGACAGAGCAGACAGUCAUUAGCGGAAAGCUACACGCGUGGGACUAUGGUGCAUGAUGGAUGCAAUUGUUCACGCUACCUAUGGUUCGCAUCACCGAUGUAGAGUCUCUUCCUUUGCUUCACCGUGCGAAUCGACAUUUCGCAGGUCAAGUCAAGUCGAGAGAGAGAUGGGUCACAUCGCAAUGGUUCCUUGUCUAGGUAUGGCCUAGUUAAAAACAACCAACAAAACAGAAUAAUAUAUAAUAGCAAGACUACAGAUA